Molecule: messenger RNA, 321 nt
Organism: Penicillium alfredii
Lineage: Eukaryota; Fungi; Ascomycota; Eurotiomycetes; Eurotiales; Aspergillaceae
Exons: 1
Coding region: 1-321 (106 amino acids)
Source: RefSeq, a predicted model, not a curated record
AUGACAUGGCGUACUUCCGUUCCUCGUGUGGUCCACAUCUGGAAGGUCUCCUUCUUCUACCGCAGACGCAGGCAGCCUGCAAGACGUGAGGGCGGAGUCGUCGAGUCUCUUGACGCAUCUCUGUGUGUAGUCGAUGUCGUACCCAACCGGCAUGAAGUCAUUAUCCGUCGUAGCCUCCCGGCCCCGCGCAGGGCGGUCUGGGCUUUGGCCUUGGUUUCCCUCUUCCCCUUCCCUUCAGGGAUUGCGGGUGCCUUGCCCUUCUUCGGAGGCAUAGUGCCAGAAAGUCAGGGUACUAUAGUCACUGUUAGCCAGCCCCUAUGA